GAAAUUUAGGUUUUCCAGUGGUCUGUGACUGAGUCGAGAGAAUAAUGGGAGAAUCAGAGAAAAGGACUGCUAGAAAUAAAGAGCUGACUGAAAGAGGUCAAUGGGGCAAUAAAAUGGAGUUUCUAUUGGCCACGGCAGGAAAUAUUGUCGGUCUGGGCAACGUCUGGAGAUUUCCAUAUCUGUGCUUCAAGAAUGGAGGAGGUGCAUUCUUAAUACCUUACAUUCUGUUUGCUGUGACUUGUGGAGUGCCGCUCUUUGUGCUGGACGCUUGUAUCGGCCAGUACACAAAACAGAGUCCAGCAAAAUUCUGGGGAAGACUCUGUCCACUAGCAGAAGGUUUUGGUUAUGGAAGCUAUGUCAUUUCUAUGUACAGCGCCAUUGCCUACAAUAUGCUCCUGGCCUGGGCUCUUUUCUACUUAAUUUCAUCUAUGAGCUUCACAUUACCAUGGACUACUUGUGGUAAUCAUUGGAACACAGUGAACUGUGUAGAACUUCCAUCAAACCAGAGCAAUAUGAUUCUCAACAGCACUCAAGGAAAUUCAAGCAUUUCUUCUGUCAUUGAAUUCUGGGAGGGACGAGUGCUGAACAUAUCCCAAGGUAUAGAUACACUGGGUACUUUAAACUGGGAGAUUCUUCUUUGUUUACUGGCUAGUUGGGUGGCCUGUUACUUCUGCAUCUGGAAAGGGGUGAAAUCAACUGGAAAGGCAGUGUAUUUUACAGCUACCUUUCCAUAUGUGAUGAUGCUCUUGCUGAUGUUAAGAGGUCUAACAUUGCCUGGUGCGCUUACUGGUAUAAAGUAUUACCUGUACCCAAAACCAUCUUACCUCGCAGACUCGCAGGUUUGGAUUGAUGCAGGGACUCAGAUUUUCUUCUCGUACAGUUUAGCAACUGGUAGCAUAGCUGUUUUUGGAAGUUACAAUACAUACAAAACCAACAGCUAUAGAGAUUGCAUUUGGUUGUGUGUGCUAAAUAGCUGCACUAGUUUUGUAGCUGGAUUUGUAGUCUUUUCUAUUCUUGGAUUCAUGGCAGAGAAGUUGGGAGUUGACAUGGAAGACAUAACAGAGUCAGGUCCAGGUCUGGCAUUUAUAGCCUACCCUCAGGCAGUAGCCUUGAUGCCACUGCCACAACUGUGGUCAAGCUGUUUCUUUAUUAUGUUGCUUUUACUGGGCUUGGAUACACAGUUUGCUGAACUUGAGCUGAUAGUCUCCUCUACAAUUGAUGUAUUCCCAAAUGUGCUGAGGAGGCCCUACAUGAGGGAGCUCUUCCUCUUAUUUUUCUGCACUGCCUGUUUCUGCUUUCAGAUUCUAAUGACAACUCAGGGAGGAAUCUACAUCUUCCAACUUAUUGAUUAUCAUGGAAGUAGUGGGGCUUCCAUACUUUUUAUGGGUCUGAUUGAAAGUCUAAUAAUUGGCUGGAUUUUUGGGACUGAUCGCAUGUUUGAUAUCAUUGAGGACAUGUGUGAUAUAAGGCCAAAUGCAUUCUUCAAAUAUUGCUGGAAUUAUUUCACACCACUGAUGUGCCUUGGAACAUUAAUUUUUUACAUUGUAAAAUAUAAGCCCCUCAUGUAUAACAAUGUUUAUAUAUAUCCAAACUGGGCUUAUGGUAUUGGAUUUUUCAUGGUCACAAUUUCCCCUGUUCUGGUCAUUACAUGGGGUUUGGUGAAGCUAUACACCAGCUCAGGAUCACUAAAGGAGCGUUUUAAAAGCGUGUGUACACCAGAUGACAAACUCCCAAUGACCGAAAAUCAAAAAGUACAGUUGCAGAUCAGUGAGACUAUAGUGGCAGGAAUUUGA
Messenger RNA from Tachysurus vachellii, 1793 nucleotides. RefSeq names its product sodium- and chloride-dependent GABA transporter 3-like. Gene Ontology annotation, biological process: sodium ion transmembrane transport. Bases 45 to 1793 code for a protein of 582 amino acids. The record is from RefSeq and is a predicted model, not a curated record. Gene Ontology annotation, cellular component: membrane. The transcript is spliced from 14 exons. Lineage: Eukaryota; Metazoa; Chordata; Actinopteri; Siluriformes; Bagridae.